Coregonus sp. 'balchen' is the source of this 8631-nucleotide messenger RNA. The record is from the annotation of a GenBank genome assembly. Lineage: Eukaryota; Metazoa; Chordata; Actinopteri; Salmoniformes; Salmonidae.
GUGGUGGCAGAGGAGGAGCUGCUGAAGGCUGACAUUAAAGGAGACACUCAGGAAGCUGAGCUUCUCAUCCUGGAUGAGUUUGCUGUCCUCUGUAGAGACCUGUACGCCUUCUACCCAAUGCUCAUCCGCUAUGUGGACAACAACAGGUAGUAUAACCCAGCCAACCUUUUCCAACACACACAUCUGUUGUUUAGGUUCGGGGAAAUCUGGAGGCCUUGACUCCAUUUUGACUGAAUUGAUUUAGAAUGAUGCCAUGUACUGUACUUGUAUGUAAUUAGAAUAAUUUUUAUUUAUCCUUUAUUUAUUUCAGGAGAUCAUAAUGAGAUUAGAUGGUUCCAAUCUUUCUAAUUUGGGAUUGGGACCUGCAGAUUUCCCCAUUGCAUAUCCUGGGAUCUAGGCUACAUAACACAACAGAUGGUUAUAGCUAUGGCCUCACCUCUUCUUUAGUCCACUUCUCAUGAAAACGUCUGUCAAACCCCCACCAGGUCCAGGUGGUUGAAGAGGCCUGAUGCUCAGUCCAACGAGCUCUUCACCAUGGUGGCGGAGAUCUUCAUUCUCUGGUGCAAAUCACACGUAAGACUUUUCACUUUAGAAUACUACAUACAGUAUGUUAAUUUAUUUUCAAGUUCUGUUUGAAGAUUGACAUUCUUCUUGUUUCUUUCCUUCUUUACCAUCUGACCCGUCGACAGAACUUCAAAAGGGAAGAGCAGAACUUUGUGGUUCAGAACGAAAUCAAUAACCUGUCUUUCCUGACUGGGGAAAGUAAGACCAAGAUGUCCAAGGUAAGGACGGAGCAGGAGUUAGUUUAGCCAGUAGUGAGUAAAGAAAGGCCUGCACAGAAGCUCUUUCCCUGUGGUUUUCCAGAAUUCCUGGUGGAAGCUUCCAGAGAUCCCUGCUUAUUCCCUCACAAUUCCAGGAAUCAUCCAACCAGGAUUUCUGAAAAACCUGAUUCUCUCUCUCUCUCUCUCUCUCUCUCUCUCUCUCUCUCUCUCUCUAUCUCUCUAUCUAUCUAUCUAUCUAUCUAUCUAUCUAUCUAUCUAUCUAUCUAUCUAUACAGUCAGGUGGUGACCAGGAUAGGAAGCACAAGAAGCGGCGUGGAGAGUUAUACUCUGUCCAGACCUCUCUGAUCGUAGCCGCCCUGAAGAAGAUGCUGCCCAUCGGACUCAACAUGUGCACCCCUGGAGACCAGGAGCUUAUAUCACUGGCCAAGAUACGAUACAGUCUGGUGAGAUACAGUACUAUCAUAUCCCUAAAGUCUUCAAUGAUCAUGUGAAGUAGCGUAUCGACGUGUGAUCACACUACGUCUGUAUUCACAGAUAGCCAGACCUAUCCCUAGCCAUUUUGGAAUGUUUUUAACCCACUCUCUCACUGAGAGUAAUUUCCCACUCCAUCCUGUUUCCCUCCAACAGAAAGACACAGACGAUGAGGUGAAGGAUCACUUGCGUGAGAACCUCCAUCUGCAGGACAAGGUAGGCUGGGGAAAUGUAAAAUGAUCUGUAAUUCCGCACGGUGUGUACUUUGUAUCUCCGCUGGUCAUUACUCUGUGCCCCAGUAGAGUUAAGUCUGUAACCUCAGCAGUACUCCUCCUCGUGUAUUCAGCAGACCAGGACAUUCAAAUGCAGCAGCAUUUGUAAACAUUUUCAGAUGUAGUUUCAGUGAUACCCAACUGAAAAAAAACACAAUCAGUUGUUGUUCUAAUGUUGAAGUGAUGUAACCAUUAUGAAUUGACAAAUUAUAUGUCACGUGUCUAACGCUUUGUGUGUGUGUUUUUAAAGUCUGAUGACCUGGCAGUGCAGUGGCAGAUGAACCUGUAUAAGGAUGUGGUGGUGGGGAGUGAGGAGCCUACAGACCCAGAACAAACUGUGGACAGAAUACAGAGCAUCUCUGCUGCAGUCUUCCACCUGGAGCAGGUACCCUACAGUCCACAGUUACCACUCUAUAAAGUCUGUUGUUUAUUACAUUAUUUUACCAUUGAGACGUAUGUCUCUUUUAAUUUUUUUUACAUUUUAGUCAUUUAGCAGACGCUCUUAUCCAGAGCGACUUACAGGAGCAAGUAGGGUUAAGUGCCUUGCUCAAGGGCACAUCGACAGAUUUUUCACCUAGUCGGCUCGGGGAUUAGAACCAGCGACCUUUCGGUUACUGGCACAACGCUCUUAACCACUAAGCUAACUGCCGCCCCCGGCAAGGUUGCCCUGUUUACAAACGUAGCAUCAAAUACAUAGUACAGAAUAAGGAUUUAGUAAUAGAAUUAUAACAAUCACAGUGUGGAUUAUAACAAUCACAGUGUGGAUUAUAACAAUCACAGUGUGGAUUAUAACAAUCACAGUGUGGAUUUUAACAAUCACAGUGUGGAUUGUAACAAUCACAGUGUGGAUUUUAACAAUCACAGUGUGGAUUUUAACAAUCAAAGUGUGGAUUUUAACAAUCAAAGUGUGGAUUUUAACAAUCAAAGUGUGGAUUAUAACAAUCAAAUGGUGGAUUGCAGACCGAUUGUGGAGCUUCAUCAUCUUUCAAUGAAAUGUGCAGUUGUGUGUCCUCCAGCUAGCUGUUGACAUGUGACACUGUUUCCGAGCAACCACCAAGGGGUUGUAUAUGUGAUGAGAACAGAAGUGGUCCGAGAACUAAGCCUUGAGGAACACCGAAAUGUUACCUUCGAUUUUUUCUGAGGAAUUUCCGUCCACAGAAGCACAUGUUUCCGUAAGACGUGAUGUUUUGCCCACUAGGUGGAGCAGCCUCUGAGGAUGAAGAAGUGUGUGUUCCAGAAGCUGCUGUCCAAACAGCGUAAACGGGCCGUGGUGGCCUGCUUCCGCAUGGCUCCACUCUACAACCUACCCAGGUAAGACAGGCCUCUAUCACACUUACUACUGAUGAGAAUUAGAGGUACGCUGAUGGAUAAAACUGGGGGCCUAAAUUGUCUCUGUCAACUAAAUGAGAUACGUAAAGGAAUAUGAGUUUGAGACUUUGUAACUGUGACAACUACCCCAGGAAAAAGUCCUCAGUCGUCAUUCGUGGUGCUUUUGUCUCCAUCAAAUCAAAUGUGACGUUACAGUCCUGUAUCACUCAGUGUCAUGCUAUUACUAGUGUAUCCACACACUAUCUCCGUCUCCACCUCCCUAACCUUGUCCUUCUUCUCUGUUAUUUCUCUCUGUUGCAUACCACCUACAACACCUUUUCCUCAGAUACAAAAUUAACAAUUACUUCCUGAACGGCUAUCGGUACGUUUGGCUGGAAAAGGCGUUCGCUGAAUCUAAUUUUGACCGCCUGUUCUCCGUGCUAACGGUAAUGUGAGACUCCAGGCUGAAUGCUAGCCUGAGUGUCAGCCUGUUUCUGCUCUGUUGCCAACUCCUCGUGGAAUUGUGUCAUGCCAAACAGACUGGCACCCAGGCUAGGCGAAUGCUUCAUCUCUCUUCCCUCCUCCAUCUUAUCCUCCAGGCUAUGGACUGAGCCACUACCUACCUCAGGUUUACUGCACUGUUGAUUCUGAUUGGUCAGCCUCAGCUAACAGCCAAUCAGUGGUCAAUCAAUGAGCAAUCCAGGAAGCAUUUUGCUUGUUUACAUAAAGAUCAUCAUUGUCAUUAUGUCUUAGAAUAUGGAAUGUUUUGUCUCAUGUGAUUUGAGUAACAUCAUGACUGUAUUUUUGUAGCUUUAUGUAUCAUUUAUUAACUGACAUAAUAUUUGAAUACAGUGUUUAGUGUUUUUAGAUAUACUGUAAUUUUAACCACAUCCUCAGCCAGUUUCUGUAUGCUAAUUAAGCCAUCAAGGAUGACCAGUCAGAAGAGCCAGUGGCUCCCACAUCGACCAAUCAUCACCCUGGAAUGCUCUUCCUUCCUGUUUCACCCUCACAUCUCUCCCUCCUUACUCCUCCCCCUUCCAAAAUCUACUUGGACACACCUUAACCUCAUUCUCCCAUCUUCCACUCCCUCUCUCCUCCUCUCAUCCCUCCUUCCCCAGGCAUCGUUCUAUUAACCUCUUCGUGUUGGGCUAUGUGAGACUAUGGAUAGAGACAGAGGAGUACUCCUUUGAGGAGAGGCUAGUGCAGGACCUGGCAGUAAGUACUGGGCAUAUUGCGGUGGUGUCUGCCACCCCCUCAGCCCUAGCCUCUGCCUUGCCCCCUGUGCCCUGUGUUGGCACCGCACCCCCACCAGCCCUCUCCGCCGACUGCCUCUUGAGCACGAUGCCCUCCGUCGAGCUUCGGGAUCGGGAUCGCUUCCCGGUCCGCCUGGGUCUGGGGACUUCGCCUUGGGCCCCCAGAGGUUCCCGAGGCCCCCGCGCUCUCUCUAGCUUUGUGGCUCGCUACCGACAGAGUCUUGACAGGCAUGACAGGCUCAACCUCAGGAGACUCAGUGGCAGCAAUGGCUCCGUCUCCGCAGCAAAGCAUGUGGCUACAAAAACAGGCUAUGGCAUUGGCUAUCUCACCACUACUACUACUACUACUACUACUACUGUGGUAAGAGGGGCGGCUAAAGCCCUCAAUAGGUGUUAGUUGUUUGAUGUCUGACGUCGACCCAACCAUCUAGAUGUUGUACGGUAUGGUCUCUGCUGUAACUGUAAGUCUGUAGUGAAGUGUUGAAGUGAUCAAGUGGAGUGUGAAGUGAAGUCUUCGGUGGCAUGCUCGCGCACAUCUCAGUCUGGAUUCAUACAGUAUUGUGACGAGUAUUGAAAUUCAUUGAUCUCACUGUAAAUAUAGUUGUGCAGUUGCAAGGAAGGUAAACAUAUUUAUACAGUACUGCAAAAUGUCAUAAAACAUGUCAGGGGAAGAAUGUACAAGAGCAGACCACGAUGUCAUUCAUCAUCAUCACCAUCAUCAUCAUCAUCAUCAUUGUCCACACACUGCAUUUAGUAGUGCUGCAUCUGUUGGACCAUAGUAGCCUGCUGCCCCAGUAUCUGUGUGUUAGAGAUGUCGACGGUGAGUGUGACGUCUCUCCUCUCUAACGCCCAGGAAGCUCCGAUUCAAACUCCCGUUAGACAGCUCUGCAAGCGUUAUACUGUCAAAAUACGUUCGUUACUCACCAAAUAUGGAGUUUCGCUGAGGAACUAUCUUCAUUUACUCCCGUUACUGCUGGUAUGUGCUUCCAAAAAAGGUGUUAAUACAAGCAACCGGAAAAAAACGCCUAUUCGGCACCUCCAAUGUAAAUCACUCAUGACUGCCACACAGUCGGAAGUCUACACCAGCUCAAUACAUUUGAGGUGCCGAAAAGGCAUAUUUUCAGUUGCUUGUACAUUUUUAUUUAGACAUUUCUUGGAAGUACAUAUUUGUUGAGUAACGAACGUAUUUUGACAUUAUACUCAUCAUCGACAUCUCUAACACACAGAUAUAAUGGGGCAGUUAGUCUGCAUGAUUUUUCAAUGACGGGUCCUGUUCAGUAGGGAGACAACAUUUUGAAUCCGAGUGAAAAGGAGAGGAAUUCCCCGUACUUAGAACACAGAGUUUUGUUUUCAAAAAGUUUUCCUACGGUGUGCCCUACUGAACAAUACUCUGGUCCAUUCAUUUGACAGUGUCCCGAUCCUUGUCCUUCUCAUGGAUACAAUCAUCAGUAAAAUCCUGAUCCGGCAUCAUUACCACCAUUACAGCCCUCAUCUGAGCAUGCCAGCAUGGGUUGUCCCAUAAACAGUGUGACUAUAACGGCCAUGAUGAUGCAUGUCCUGUUAAACAACCCAUUAGCCCACCUCUCUGACUCAGAGAUCAUAAACGUUGGACGUCGUCCAAAAAAGGUAAUGGCUUGAAGCUAUGCAGAAUAACUAAUAUAAUAUAAUGCGAUAGAUGUAGUGAGAGUUGAGUGGUGAGUAAAUGACAUGGUUUAGCCAGCAGCGGUGUGGUCUCUAUUGGAAAGGCCAGGUUAAGAACAGAACUAACCCCUGUCUCUUGCGGGUCGUCUGUGUAGAAAACCCCGAUGAAGAUCGUGGAGGAGGAGGAAGAGGAGGAGGUUGAGAUUCAGCCAGACCCUCUUCAUCAGCUUAUCCUCCACUUCAGCCACAACGCCCUCACAGAGAGAAGGUAAUGUAAGAGACUAAGAGAGGGAAUGACCAAUCUACCAAUGUUUCUUUAAUUUAACCUUUUAUUUUGACAGGGAGUCAAUCAACCAAUCACUCAAUCGAUCAAUUAAACAAUCAACCUAGUGAACAAGUGUUUUAUCCAAUCUUACUUAAAUACAUAAGAAUUGUGUUAGCUUAACCUAUUUGUGUUAUUUACUUUACUGACCUGAUACAAGUCAUGAUAAUAAUUAGAUAAUAUGUUCUUCUCUCCAGUUUCUUGGAAGAAGAUCCGUUAUAUAUUGCGUAUGCAGACAUGAUGGCAAAGGUACGCAACUGAGAAUUUGAGCACACUUUGGCUGCGUUUACAUAGGCAGCCCAAUUCUGAUAUUUUGCUCAACUAUUGGCAAAAUAUCUGAUCUGAUUGGACAAAAGUCAAAUUAGUGGCAAAAGAUCUGAUCUGAUUGGUCAAAAGUCCAAUUAGUGGCAAAAUAUCUGAUCUGAUUGGUCAAAAGUCCAAUUAGUGGCAAAAUAUCUGAUCUGACUGGUCAAAAAUCCAAUUAGUGGCAAAAUAUCUGAUUGGUCAAAAGUCAAAUUAGUGGCAAAAUAUCUGAUCUGAUUGGUCAAAAGUCCAAUUAGUGGCAAAAGAUCAGAACUGGGCUGCCUGUGUAAAUGCAUACGUUCAUAAUCAGACUGAAGUGGGUUCAUAAUCAGUUAAUGCACAGUUGUCCUAACUCUAACAUGUUCCUCCUUUAUCUCCUCAGAGUUGUGCAGAGGAUGAAGAGGAGGAAGGGGAAGAGGAGAAAGAGAAGACGUUUGAGGUUUCAAUCUGUCUGUCCUUGUUUCACUAACCCCCAGUCUGAAUCUGUUUGAAUCUGUCUGAACCCAGUCUGAACCUGUCUGAACCCAGUCUUUGCCUUUAGGCUGGAUAGAUAUCUGACUUGUGAAUGAUGAGACAGGAUUUUAAAUCAACAGCACUGGCUACAACAGAUAACUAACUUCCCAUGUCUACAGUGUCAGCUAACAAAGAACAGGCAAUGGUUGAAAUGUUGUCACUGUCGUCGUCACUGUGACAGCCAUGUUCGAUUUAAACCUUUCAGUAGCAUAUAUUUUAUACAAUCAGAUUUGUCCUUUUGUAUCCAGCAGCUAUAAGAUCAUUGAUGUUGUCACUUUCCUGUGAGAUGUGUGAAUGUUUCUCUAAGAUGAUGUUUUAUUGUGUAUUUGAACCCCAGGAUUAUAGAUGUUGACAUAUUAACUAUGAGACAGGUUUUUAAUGAACAACAACUACAGCUUACUGCAUGUCUGACCCUGGGCCAUAGCUAGGUAGAGAGAGUUUGGCUAUUGUGUAUGAUCAUUAUAUGAGCUGACAUUCCCCCUUUGGGCCCACAGGAGAAGGAGAUGGAGAAACAGAAGAUCUUGUACCAACAGGCCAGACUGCACGCCCGCGGGGCUGCUGAGAUGGUGCUACAGAUGAUCAGCGCCAGUAAAGGUGAGAAUGUUCUUUUAUCUACAGGUGUAACUUCAGGGGCCUUGUGUACUACACAGCAUGUUGACCCUCAAAUAAAUAUUUUAUCCAAACUUGCAGUGGAAUAAGCUCGCAAACCACAAUCGAAGUCUCGUUUUAGCCGUCUGUCUGCGGCUAGCAGUGUGCUAACAACUUGGGUGCUCAGUCUACUCCUCUCUGUCCCCAGGUCGACUAGGUCCUAUGGUGACCUGCACCCUCAAACUGGGCAUCUCCAUCCUCAACGGAGGCAACGUGCUGGUUCAGCAGGUUAGACUACAUUACAUUACCAGAGAUAUAUUACUGUGUAUGUUCCACAUCAUUACCAGAGAUGUGUUACUGUGUAUGUUACACAUCGUUACCAGAGAUGUGUUACUGUGUAUGUUACACAUCGUUACCAGAGAUGUGUUACUGUGUAUGUUACACAUCGUUACCAGAGAUGUGUUACUGUGUAUGUUACACAUCGUUACCAGAGAUGUGUUACUGUGUAUGUUACACAUCGUUACCAGAGAUGUGUUACUGUGUAUGUUACACAUCGUUACCAGAGAUGUGUUACUGUGUAUGUUACACAUCGUUACCAGAGAUGUAUUACUGUGUAUGUUACACAUCGUUACCAGAGAUGGAUUACUGUGUAUGUUCCACACCGUUACCAGAUUUGUAUUCCAUCUUCACAUCUUACCAAGAGUUUCUGUGCAUGAAAACAUUAGUUUUUUUAAUUUCCAUUGUUUUGCAGAAAAUGCUGGAUUACCUGAAAGAGAAAAGAGACGCAGGCUUUUUCAAGAGUUUAUCAGGCCUCAUGCAGUCCUGCAGGUAACCGUGACUACGCCACCCGAAUAACCCAGAGGACAGAUCUCGUCUGGGAACUGCCUGGAAAUGAUGAUAGACUUCUGAUCAACUUCUGAUCAAUUAAAAUACUGUAAUUUAUUGAUAAGCAUGUUGGUUAUACCCAAUGACAUGAUGAAGGGACCCUCAUUGUCCUAUCACCACUGUUUACUGUCAUUCUUAUUCAUUAGCCCUGCUGCUCUACUGUGUUUCUCUUUGACCAUGUCUCUUUUCGUCCUACCCUCCACAGUGUCCUGGACCUAAAUGCCUUUGAGAGACAGAACAAAGCGGAAGGUCUGGGGAUGGUGACAGAUGAAGGCUCCAGUAAGUUUAGCCAG